AUGAACGAUACUGCAUCUGAGUUUGAAAUUGUUGAAAAUAUCACUGAUAACAACGAAUUAUCAAAAAAAUCUUUGGAAAAAUUGCCAUUAGAAAGAAAUGAAUUUGAUACAUCAAUUAAAUGCAAUAAAGUAAAGGUGAAAAAAUGGCUUAUUUCGGUGAUAAUACGCCUUACAAAGAAAUGGCAGCCAAAAUUAUGUCAAUCAUUAUUUACUGAAAAUGAAUUAAUCGAAUUAUGCUAUCGAGCCAGAGAAGUAUUUUGGAUGCAACCUACUUUGCUAGAACUUAAAUCACCAAUAACAAUUUGUGGUGAUAUUCAUGGACAAUUUAAAGAUUUAUUAGCACUUUUUAAUUUGUAUGGUUUUCCACCUAAUCGACAAUAUCUUUUUCUUGGUGAUUAUGUUGAUCGUGGUCCAUUUUCUAUUGAAGUUGUAACACUUUUAUUUGCUUAUAAGGUACUUUAUCCACGUGAUAUAUACCUUUUACGUGGAAAUCAUGAAUCACGUUACGUUAAUCUUAGAUACGGAUUCUAUGACGAAUGUGUAUUAAGGUUUUAUAAAAUUUUUAUUUCAUAUUUUCAAUAUCUUCCAUAUAACUUUAAUAUUAGAGUAAAAUUUUAA
This is a messenger RNA of Brugia pahangi, 618 nucleotides long. The record is from the annotation of a GenBank genome assembly. NCBI's taxonomy places the organism in Eukaryota, Metazoa, Nematoda, Chromadorea, Rhabditida, Onchocercidae.